UAAAGUUCUUAUUGUCAAAGUCAAUUACGUAAUGCUAUCAUCAAUCAUGACUAUAUCCUAUAUAUAAAGUUGGUAUAAUUCCACCAGCAGGGUCAAUACUUAUCCAUAGAUUUGAUCCAACAGUAGUCAAUUCAAUACAAAGACAAGUUUGAUUCUUCUUAUGUCGCAUAAUAUAAAUAUUGGGUUUCUGUAAGAUAUUUUUCACAUAGAAACAGAGAGAUUUAAAUGGAGGGGUUGAUUCCAUAUCUGAUUCAUGCUAUCAAGAAAGACCAUAAGCCACAAGAUCAGGGGUAUCGAUCGUUGUCUGUAGGAUCUAGCCGAGGCUACCGACCAUUAAUGAUGGGACAGGAAGGUUCUUCUUCAUUACAGGGAUCUUCUCACCGUCGAACAAAAUCAGAGUACAAGCCACCUGUGAUGAUGGAUAUGUUUGAUCAGACAUCAUCAGGAGGUCUUGGUCAAAACUCUGUGAAUGAAGAUCUUUCUUCUCAGAAUAUAGCAACAAAGCUUCAGCAUGCAGAUAGACGUUGAGCUUCUGUCAGAAAAAAAAAAUUUUAUAAUCUGAAAUCAAAUUGUAAUAAGUCUUAGAUACCAGUUAUAUGAAUUUGUUUUAAUUGAUUUAUUUAUUUAUUAUAAUAAUGUAUUGUACGAAUUAAAUACAAUAUAAAAUUGAUUCUUU
Molecule: messenger RNA, 676 nt
Organism: Brassica napus (rape)
Lineage: Eukaryota; Viridiplantae; Streptophyta; Magnoliopsida; Brassicales; Brassicaceae
Exons: 1
Coding region: 226-528 (100 amino acids)
Source: RefSeq, a predicted model, not a curated record